This is a messenger RNA of Macrobrachium nipponense, 1155 nucleotides long. Its product is annotated as serine/arginine repetitive matrix protein 2-like. Lineage: Eukaryota; Metazoa; Arthropoda; Malacostraca; Decapoda; Palaemonidae. The record is from RefSeq and is a predicted model, not a curated record. The coding region runs from base 1 to 1140 and encodes 379 amino acids. The transcript is spliced from 4 exons. Gene Ontology annotation, molecular function: protein binding.
AUGGGGUCGAUGGUAGCUACAGCUGUCACGUUUCCUCCUUUCCAAGUUGGUAGUGGCUCUGUACCUCUGCCGUAUAGUUCUCUGUCAGGACUUGGAGUUGGCCAGACUGUCCCUAACCAAUCCAUCACCAGCCAAACUGCUGCUGCUGCAACUGUAGCUGCUCAUCAUCAGUUGCAAGUGUUGGCUCCCACAGGAAUAGCGGCAAGUAGCAGCAGCAGCAGCAGCAGUAGUAGUACUAGCAGCAGCAGCAGCACCAGCGGCGGCAGCAGCAGCAGCAGCAGUAGUAGUACUAUUUCCAAUAAUGCCAGUGGAGGUAUUCCUGUGGGAGCAACAACUGCUCCACAUUCUAACAAGUCUCAGCACUGCUGCCAUAUCUUCAGGCCAGCAAGUCACUACUCAUUCCCCAAAGUGGGGGGGGGGCAUGUUCAACCCCCCCGCCAGCAAAGAACAACGAAGAAGCAAUUGCGAAGCAGUACGAACAAGCAACAAGAGAGGGACAGCCAUCUCACUCUUCCUGUAAGUGCCGAUGCACCCGGUGAACAUGAUAUUGCAGCACAUCACCAGGCUGUUACUGCAGGCUUACCGUUGGAUCCUGCCGGUCAAGGAAUGGUGUACGCUAACACCCACACCAUGGCUCAUUUCCCGGUGAGUAUGGCUCCACAAUCUGGCACUCUUCCUCUCUCCCCGGCACCUGUCACCAGCUUUGGUCAAGGUCUGCAGGUCAAUGAGCCCGGUUUGAUGGUAGCUACUCCAGCUGCUCCGGCCAAGAUACUCAAUGACCAGUUGUCUGAGAUGAUUGCUACACCUGCUGCACAGGGAAGUGGAAGUCAGUUGGGCGUCGGGAGUGGUGUCCCAGUCUCAGUUGGUCUGCCAUACGUGGGUGGAGAUGGAACUGUCCCAUACACUGGGCAUGCGGGUGUAGGUCCAGGGACUGUAUGCCAUUAUCCAACUGCCAUCCCUUCACAUCUUGUGGAUGUUGACAUAGAAACUGAUUCAAACCAUGAUACUGCUUUAACUCUAGCCUGUGCUGGCGGUCACGAAGAGUUGGUACAGCUUCUCCUUGCACGUGGUGCCACAAUAGGUAUGUUCCAUUUAUUUUUAAUUCGGUCUAAUAGUACUGUAUAUUUACCUACAAUGUGAUACAAUAAUGUUACU